Pieris brassicae (large cabbage white) is the source of this 1472-nucleotide messenger RNA. RefSeq names its product peptidoglycan-recognition protein LB-like. The transcript has 5 exons. Gene Ontology annotation, molecular function: N-acetylmuramoyl-L-alanine amidase activity; peptidoglycan binding; zinc ion binding. Gene Ontology annotation, biological process: peptidoglycan catabolic process; innate immune response. The record is from RefSeq and is a predicted model, not a curated record. Lineage: Eukaryota; Metazoa; Arthropoda; Insecta; Lepidoptera; Pieridae. The coding region runs from base 265 to 867 and encodes 200 amino acids.
AAGUCGUAUUUUUAUUGAGCCUUAACUUAUCUGAGGUUCACAAGGGCGGCUGUGGAAACAUGUUUGAUGAGGGGUUUACCCGAUCGAGAGUAACAUUACAUAAGUUGAGUCAUACCUAUAAAUGAAAUAUCACCAAAUCUCAGUGAUUGAGUGGCUUAUCAAUCAAUUAGUGUAUAUAUUAUUGUUUUUACAAAAGCCUUAUAGUACAGUAGUAAUCGGGCGUUGCUAAAAUCAAGAUCAUUAUAUACAUAUUAUUGGAUCAUAAUGAAGUUCUACGCGCUUAUGUUCCUUAGUUUUGUCGUAUCAUCACAAAGCUUUCCAGCGAAAUUUCAAAGGUCUAAUAAAAUAUCAUACUGCUACCCAUUCCCAUUCGUAUCGCGUGAAGAAUGGAAUGCGAAACCACCAACAUCUAUAACAGAACAGAACACGCCAGUACCCCUAGUGAUAAUACAUCAUAGCUACAUACCAAAUGUUUGCCACAGUCGGGCAGAAUGCGCUAGAUCAAUGCGCUCUAUGCAGUAUGCACAUCAAAUAACAAAUGGAUGGAACGAUAUUGGAUACAACUUUGCAGUGGGCGGCGAUGGAGUAGUGUACGAGGGUCGAGGGUGGAACCGCGUCGGCGCACACGCAGCUGGUUUCAACACUAACAGCAUUGGCAUUGUCUUCAUUGGUGAUUGGGUGUCUACCAUCCCUGCAAAGUUGCAACUGAAUGUUGCAAAGGAACUUGUGAAGGUUGGUGUGGAACUGGGUUACGUGAGUCGUGAAUAUAAGCUAAUUGGUCACCGGCAAGUUGGAGCGACAGAAUGUCCUGGCAGUGCGCUAUUUAAAGAAAUAAGUACUUGGGAACGAUUCGCGUCUUCGUUAUAAUAUUUACAUUUGACAUCAUCAGUAGAAAAUUUGUUCAUAAUAUACUUAAUGUAAUUGCUACUGAUAGUUUUAUGAUUAUCAGCCAGUAUAAAUAAAUAAAUAUAUAACAUUGUAACUUGGUUAAAGUUUAUAGGCCCUUUUUACGAAUCUUUAGCUGUCACUUAAACACACACAAGAGUUAAAUUAAAAAGCACUCUCUUGAAAUGCAAUAAUCUUUUUUAGAACUCUAUCUAUUUAAAAAUUUAUAAUAUGUACAUAAGUAUAUUUUUUUAAAGUAAAGGCUUCUUUAACUGUAUAAUUAAUAACAUAUAAAUAAUAAUGGCUUACAUGCCACUACCUCACUGGAAUUUAUUAAUGCAAAACAAUGCCUUUGAGUAAAUCCCACCCUAAUACAAUUUGAUUAUUAGAAAUUAAAUUAUUAUUUAUCUUUUAGAUGGGUAUUAUUAAGAAAUAUAAUUACAUACUGUUUUUGUUUCCUGUCGGUCGAUAGCGAUUGAUACGAAUGCGCUUAAUUGAUAAGAUGACUGGUGAUAAUAUCAUCAUCCAAUCACGGAUAAUAUCAAUUGUAAUUAUAAUAUGUAUUAAAUUUCUAUCACAAAUGUUCA